UCCCCACGCCAUUUUGAACGUUGGGCUCCGAUGUGAACUAUACUUCCCGUCACCACCCGGGAAAUGCGCAGAUCGCAGGGAGGCGAUGGUGAGCCGAGUCUCCAAGAUGGCCACUUGGGGAAGGAGGCGCGCUGGUUUGGGGAGACGAGAUAGGGUGCCCUUUUCCACGUGCGAGUGGUACAUCGUGCACGAGAUCUACAAUGGUGAAAAUGCACAAGACCAGUUUGAGUAUGAACUGGAGCAAGCACUUGAAGCUCAAUACAAAUAUAUAGUCAUUGAACCAACCCGUAUUGGAGAUGAAACUGCACGCUGGAUUACCGUGGGAAACUGCCUGCACAAGUCAGCAGUACUUUCUGGUACAGUGUGCCUUCUCACUCCACUCAUUUUGCCUUCUGAGUAUAUACCAUAUAUGUCUCUGCCAGCUGGUAUUCUCAGCUUGGCCUGCUCUACUCUUUAUGGAAUCUCCUGGCAGUUUGAUCCUUGCUGCAAAUAUCAGGUGGAGUAUGAUGCCUAUAAACUAUCAAGACUUCCACUACACACUCUUACCUCCUCUACACCAGUCGUGCUUGUAAGGAAGGAUGACGUCCAUAGGAAAAGACUACACAACACAAUAGCACUUGCUGCACUGGCAUACUGUGUAAAGAAGCUGUAUGAACUUUAUCUUGUAUGAUUUCCAUGGAUGCUGAGCAUGCAACAAUAACACUUUUUUGUGAAAUUUAAUUGAGAUUGAAGAAUUUCUCCAGAAAAAAAAAUGUGGUGCUACUGCACUGAUUUCUUUUCAGCGCUUUAUAGUAGGAUGGUGAGGAACCUGCUUUGAAGUCAGUAUACCCUAGCUGCAAGUCAUACACAUAACAGGGAAUACAUGGAUUAUACCAGUGGGUUAUGAGGGAGGUGUUUUUAUGUUGAACAUAGAUUUAUGUAUUUGUUGUACUACACUUAACCAGCCAGAAGCCCAUGUGACUAUUAAAAUC
This is a messenger RNA of Nanorana parkeri, 971 nucleotides long. RefSeq names its product transmembrane protein 11 (gene TMEM11). Gene Ontology annotation, cellular component: mitochondrial inner membrane. NCBI's taxonomy places the organism in Eukaryota, Metazoa, Chordata, Amphibia, Anura, Dicroglossidae. The record is from RefSeq and is a predicted model, not a curated record. Gene Ontology annotation, biological process: inner mitochondrial membrane organization. The transcript is spliced from 2 exons. The coding region runs from base 86 to 670 and encodes 194 amino acids.